GUACUUUCGAUGCAAGAGGUGGUUGGCCCAGUUGUUGUCGGAUCUGUUGUUCGCUGUGUCAUUUUUCAACGUGCCAUCGAUCAUGCACCCGAAAGCCCAACUCAGCUACAUUCUCCACGACCACCAUGCCGCCGACACCGACGCAAACGCUGCGUCGAGUGCAGACAAGGCCGCCUCGUCCGGCGAGUCGCCCUCUACCACCGACCUAUGCAUGGACAAGCUGCGCCUGACGAGUCCACAGCAAUCGCCGACGACGACGUCGUCGUCCCCCACGCGACACCAAAAGAGCUCAGCAGUCAAACUCAUGUACAACCGUGUGCGCCAACGUGGCGUCCGGCAACGGGAAAAGAUUGAGCGACAGCGCCUUCGCCUCCAAGUUGAGACGCUCCAAGCGCAACUUCGACACCUCCAGGCCAAGAAACGAGAAAGCUGCGCAGAAAGCCGAAGGAUGCGAUUCCACGGCCUCCAGCGAUGGCCGGGCGUCGCGGCAGGAAGCGCGUCGCUGCACUCGACAACCCAUUACCAUCACGAUGGGCGUGGGGACGUCAUGUAACAACAACGUAUUUGUCUUUGAAACACUUUUGCAAA
This is a messenger RNA of Aphanomyces invadans, 588 nucleotides long. RefSeq lists its product as hypothetical. The record is from RefSeq and is a predicted model, not a curated record. Bases 83 to 553 code for a protein of 156 amino acids. The transcript has a single exon. NCBI's taxonomy places the organism in Eukaryota, Oomycota, Saprolegniomycetes, Saprolegniales, Verrucalvaceae.